Messenger RNA from Melampsora larici-populina 98AG31, 1128 nucleotides. RefSeq lists its product as uncharacterized. The record is from RefSeq and is a predicted model, not a curated record. Lineage: Eukaryota; Fungi; Basidiomycota; Pucciniomycetes; Pucciniales; Melampsoraceae. Bases 1 to 1128 code for a protein of 375 amino acids. The transcript has 2 exons.
AUGUCCAACACAACAGAUCAAUUCUCAACUAAUCAGAUCAGUAUAACCCAUCAAAGCGAUCGUAGUAAAUAUAUUGGAACACUUUAUGCUAUCAUUGCAGGACUUUCGUUUUUGUUAUUCUCAAUCAUGGCAUUCUUGAUGUGUCAUCCACCUUUUCGAAAAGAGAUUCGUAGAUUGUUUAGUUCGAAAUCACCUCAUUCAAUGCCAUCAAACCAUCAUGAGAUCGAUUCAGGAGAAUCCAAUAUCACUUAUUGUGGUAGUUCGACCAAGAAACUUUCGACCGAAUUGAAAUGUAUUCAAACUGAUCAUCCUACAAUGAUGGCCCCCUUAACUUAUGCUUUACCUACUUUGGGUACUUUGUCUUUGAAUACAACUGUUAAACCAUCUUCGAUUAAUCCUGAAAGUCCAAUCUCACCUUUAACGAUUCAUGGUCAUCUCAAGACUCCUUUACCUAUCAAAACUCAAAUCACUCAACCUGUCUUGCUUCCAACCCAAGAUCAUCAUUCGAUCCCAAACUUACGUCAUCCUCAUACCAUCUCACCUAUCUUGAAAAACUCUCAAUCACAUUCGAAUCAUUCAAGAAGCUCAAGUUCGAAUCAUGAAAUGAAAUCGAUUCGUGAAGAUUAUGCUGGGUUGAAUCGUCGAACCGAUUCGAAUUAUUUGUCGGCUUCUUUACCUCCUAUUCACCAUCGUCAAAGGUUUUCGUUAUUUGAUUUUAAUGAUCAUUCCAAUGAAUCAGUACACGAUCAUCAAGUCAGAUCGAAAUCCACUCCAUUAGACCUUAAUCCAGACCACCAAUGUUACUGUAAACCUUUGAACCGAACAUCUGCUUCGACCUUCAUAGCUUCUCCCAUCAGCUUCCAAGAAGAAGAAAACUUUCAUCAUCGAUUAUCUCAAGACGUUUCAAUUUCAAACGAAGAUCUUUAUUCAUUAAACUCUUGUCAAGUCUUUCCAGGUGGUUCGGAUUCUCAUUCGAUCGAUCAACAACCUAAUACGAUUGAUCAUCUGGUUAUGAGUCAUAAGUCUCUUAUCAAUGAAUCGGUGGAGAAUGAUAAUCUUUCGUUGGAAAGUAAUGAGUUUUAUCGUGGUAGAACUAGAUCUCGUCCAACGACUAUUAUUAAUUCUUGA